This is a messenger RNA of Cyclopterus lumpus (lumpfish), 1424 nucleotides long. Its product is annotated as Kv channel-interacting protein 2-like. Gene Ontology annotation, biological process: regulation of potassium ion transmembrane transport. The record is from RefSeq and is a predicted model, not a curated record. Lineage: Eukaryota; Metazoa; Chordata; Actinopteri; Perciformes; Cyclopteridae. Gene Ontology annotation, cellular component: voltage-gated potassium channel complex. The transcript is spliced from 9 exons. Gene Ontology annotation, molecular function: calcium ion binding; potassium channel regulator activity. The coding region runs from base 125 to 886 and encodes 253 amino acids.
GCGCGCGCAGGCUGAUCCUCGCGGGAAAGUGACAUGCGAUCAGGCACGAACUCGUAGAUGAGCUGCUGCUGCUCCGACGCUCAGAUCCUGCAGGUUCGGCGCGGUGGUAAAAACUGAGAAAACCAUGAAGUCCAGGAAUCAGGACCAGAGUUUGUCCGACUCCAGAGAGCUGGACCGAUCCUACGACCCACUAACAGGUAAUCCUCCAUCCAAACCCAAUAAGAAGACCAUAAAGCAGCGGUUCCUCAAACUUCUCCCCUGCUUCCACUCUGGCUCCAGCUCUUCAGUCGCCCGAAGUAGCAUAACUGAUGAGGAUGAACUGUCAGCGGUGCGUUACCGACCGGAGAGGCUCGACCACCUCGAACAGAAGACCAACUUUAGCAAGAAGGAGCUACAGGUCCUCUACCGGGGAUUCAAAAACGAGUGUCCCAGUGGUGUGGUGAACGAAGAGACUUUUAAAAGCAUCUACUCCCAGUUCUUCCCUCAUGGGGAUUCAAGUAUGUACGCACAUUUCCUCUUUGAAGCUUUUGACACCCGCAACAAUGGCUCGGUCAGCUUUGAGGACUUUGUUGUAAGUCUGUCCAUUAUCUUGAGAGGCUCCAUCACUGAUAAACUCAACUGGGCCUUUAAUCUGUACGAUCUCAACAAAGAUGGCUGCAUCACCAGAGAGGAGAUGACGGACAUCAUGCACUCCAUCUACGACAUGAUGGGGAAGUAUACCUACCCCUGCAUAGGGGACAAUGCUCCCAUGGAGCAUGUGGACAACUUCUUCCAGAAAAUGGACAAGAACAAUGACGGAGUAGUCACCAUCGAGGAGUUCUUGGAGACAUGCCAAAGGGAUGAAAGCAUCAUGCAAUCCAUGCACAUGUUCGACAGCGUGAUCUAAAGCUCGGUGGACACUGAAGACAUUAAAGGUUUCCCUCUUGCCUGGAGUCCACAGCGGUCGGCGUUUCUGCGCCCUUACUGGAGGGCAGCAGGGUGCAAACGGCAAGGACAUCUACCCACAAAACCACCUCUUCUUGUGAAAUGUUUUUAUUUUAUUAAGAUUGUAUCGGGAGACAUCAAAAGGUGGAUUCUGGAGUUUAUGGAUCUUGAGUCUAUGCAGACCAAUUUGAACAAUCUAUUUAUUGUUGUAGAAAAUAAGCUUUGAUGAUCAGCAGAAGGCUGAUUUCAUACUUUCUCUGUUGCAUGAAUGAAUUGUGCAGACACAUGGAACAAACUGUGCAAUGCUCAGAAUGUUGUAGUUUCACUCACCGUCUAAACUCAGAUAUACUUUGAUGAAGGGAUGGAGUUUGAACUCAAGCGAUAAUCUUAAAAGUAACAUUUUAUCACGUCUGCCCUCAUGGAGCCCACCACUCACAUAUACUAUAAUACUGUAUAUUGUGUGUGAAGUAUUGAUAUAGUUUCUAUAUGGAUAUGGUAAC